CCGGAGCUUGCGCGCCUGGUUCUUCACGGCGCCCCGACUUAGACGCGGGGCUUGGGAUCGGGUAGAGGGGAAGGAAAGGUUGCCGGUGCGGAGACCAGGCGGCCAGUGUCCGCAGGGAUGAACCUCGAGUUGCUGGGGUAAGAGGGUCCUGACUAAGUGUCCCAGUUGGCUCUGGGAAUCCAGUUAUCUUCAAAUUUAAGAGUCCUUUGGGCAAAACUAUCCAGAGGAAGCUGAUGGGACUUUGGAUUGCAUCAGCAUGGCCCUGACAUGCACCUUUAACAGGUGGGGCACACUGCUUGCAGUUGGCUGUAAUGAUGGCCGGAUUGUCAUCUGGGACUUCUUGACAAGAGGCAUUGCUAAAAUAAUUAGUGCACAUAUCCACCCAGUCUGUUCUUUGUGCUGGAGUCGAGAUGGUCAUAAGCUCGUGAGUGCCUCCACUGACAACAUAGUGUCACAGUGGGAUGUUCUUUCAGGCGAUUGCGACCAGAGGUUUCGAUUCCCUUCACCCAUCUUAAAAGUCCAGUAUCACCCUCGAGAUCAGAACAAGGUUCUCGUGUGUCCCAUGAAAUCUGCUCCUGUCAUGUUGACCCUUUCAGAUUCCAAACAUGUUGUUCUGCCGGUAGACGAUGACUCUGAUUUGAACGUGGUCGCAUCUUUUGAUAGGCGAGGGGAAUAUAUCUAUACAGGAAACGCAAAAGGCAAGAUCUUGGUCCUAAAAACAGAUUCUCAGGAUCUUGUUGCUUCCUUCAGAGUAACGACGGGAACAAGCAAUACUACAGCCAUUAAGUCAAUUGAAUUUGCUCGGAAGGGGAGUUGCUUUCUAAUUAACACAGCAGAUCGAAUAAUCAGGGUUUAUGAUGGGAGAGAAAUUUUAACCUGUGGAAGGGAUGGAGAGCCGGAGCCCAUGCAAAAACUGCAGGACUUGGUGAACAGGACCCCGUGGAAAAAGUGUUGCUUCUCUGGGGAUGGGGAAUACAUAGUGGCAGGCUCUGCCCGGCAGCAUGCACUAUACAUUUGGGAGAAGAGCAUUGGCAACCUGGUGAAGAUCCUGCAUGGGACCAGAGGGGAGCUCUUGCUGGAUGUGGCUUGGCAUCCUGUCCGACCCAUCAUAGCAUCCAUUUCUAGUGGAGUGGUGUCCAUUUGGGCCCAAAAUCAAGUAGAAAAUUGGAGUGCAUUUGCACCAGAUUUCAAAGAGUUGGAUGAAAAUGUAGAAUAUGAGGAAAGGGAAUCAGAGUUUGAUAUUGAAGAUGAAGAUAAGAGUGAGCCUGAGCAAACAGGGGCUGAUGCUGCAGAAGACGAGGAGGUGGAUGUGACCAGUGUGGAUCCCAUUGCUGCCUUCUGUAGUAGUGAUGAAGAGCUGGAAGAUUCAAAGGCUCUGUUGUAUUUACCCAUUGCCCCUGAGGUAGAAGACCCUGAAGAAAAUCCUUAUGGCCCCCCACCGGAUGCAGUCCCAACCUCUUUGAUGGAUGAAGGGGCUAGUUCAGAGAAGAAGAGGCAGUCUUCAGCAGAUGGGUCCCAGCCACCGAAGAAGAAACCUAAAACUACCAAUAUAGAACUUCAAGGAGUACCGAAUGAUGAAGUCCAUCCACUACUGGGUGUGAAGGGGGAUGGUAAAUCCAAGAAGAAGCAAGCAGGCCGGCCUAAAGGAUCAAAAGGUAAAGAGAAAGAUUCUCCAUUUAAACCGAAACUCUACAAAGGGGACAGAGGUUUACCUCUGGAAGGAUCAACGAAGGGUAAAGUGCAGGCGGAGCUCAGCCAGCCCUUGACAGCAGGAGGAGCAAUCUCAGAACUGUUGUGAAGACCUUGAAGCUCUUCGUUCUUCCCCACUUUGCCGUCAGGUAGCCUUUGGACAGUGUGGUCAGUCAUUUGAGAUUGGCUUUAAUUGAAAACAAAGGCCUCUGCCUCCCACCCAGGGGGUGGAAGGAGUGGAUUUUAUGUUUGAAUGAAGAAGUGAAUUGUGGAAGAAGAGCACACGUCCCUGCCUUCCCUUUCAAGCAUAAGUCCAAAUAGGCUCUCAGGAAUGAGGAUUCAUGAAGACGUCAGGAGAUUGACUCAUUUCAACUUCAUACUUGGUUGUGUUGCUGAUGAAAAAUGCCAGUUUUUACUCACCUAACUUGAACUCACACGGUUUGGACUUGUUAUUUCCCAUCUGUUACUUGCCUUCCAUCUACAAUGCAUGUCCUUGAGUGACUUGUUCUUAUCUGAAAUUUUGCUACCAUUAUCCUAGGAAAACUGUUGCAUUUUCUGUUUCUUUCAAUUUUAACCUUCGCUCCCAGUUGCUUCCUGUAUGUCCAUAUUGUGUGUUAGGCAGAAAAGCAAGGUUUCAAGUUGACAGAAAAGGCAAGAAGGCCCCCUUGUCCUCUUACCACAUUUUGCUCAGGAGCGGGGUUCUAAGAGAUUCAGGGGUUUCCCUUGCAUUGCUUUUUUUUUAUUUUCUGGUAUUGGAUCUGUUUCAGUAAUCAUGGUUGGUUUUUUGGGGCGGAAAUUAGUUUUAUCCAUUUCCAGCUAAGUAUCAUCAAUAGUUUAUAAAUUACCUUUGCUGACUUGUAGAGUUGGAAACAAAGCAAGGUGUAUUUCUCCACAAUCUUCUUUUUUAUGGGGGUGGGAUGCCAAUGCCAGGAUUGACAUGAAACCCCCCCCCCCCCAAAUCAAAGCAACAGUAGCUUGGUUCAAAUCAAAGAUCAAGGUAUAUUCUUUAAAUUAUUGUCUGUGGAAACCUGUCCCCAUCAGCUACAGCAUGUCCCUUCCUGUAGCCAGGCCCCUUUUCCUGUUUUCAGUUACUUCCUUUCUAUGAAAGGCUGCUUAGCUUGUUUUCCUUCUCUUUCUCACUCUUGUGCUCUCUCUCUCUCUCUCUCUCUCUCUCUCUCUGCAUUUGCUAUUCUUUUAAUAAAAAUAGCAAAUUGGACAGAUGUGUACAGUAAUGUAUUUGAAAUUUUUUGAAAAUCCAGAGUCAGCAAGCCAGGUGUGGGAAGAGUAAUGUCUGUGGGGAUAGCUUUUAGAUUCCCUGGGUCAUGCUUUUCAGCAUUUUCAAAGGGGAGUCUAAAUCCUGUGCUAAUUGGUAGAGGCUUCUUUAGGUAGUCAAACACGUUGAUUACCUGUAGAAAUCACAGUGGGCCACAUCACGCAGAGCUCCUUUGUUCCAGCCCCUACUUCAGAAGUUGGAAACAUCUCUCCCAGAGUCAGAUGCAGAAUGUGUAUGUUUUUAGUUGCCAUUUCUUCUUCCUUAAGUUCUUUGUGAAUUCCAUGUGAGUGAGACCAGGGGUUGCAGUUGGUAGGUAAGUGGCUCAUAGGACAUGGUUUUGUUUUGCAGACGUUAUAUCCAUUCCAUGACUCUGCAGCACACUACAGUAGUGUGUAAACUGAUAGAGGGUUUUCUGCCUUGUUUCCAUGUGCGAAGUAGCUUGCUUUCCUCCAUCUGUAUGUCCUGAUGCUUAUGCUGUGUCCAUUUCCUCUGCUGGCUUCUGAGAAAUUCAGCUAAAACCCUGUCAGAUUGUUUCUGGCAGCAGCUCCUAAUAUUUAUGCUUUUGGAAAUUUUUUGUCAGCUCCUAAAACCCUCUGUCCACUUGAGUUAGAUGUCUUGAUUUCUGUAAUAUAUGUAUAUUCUUAUCCUCCCUUUUGUCAUCUUCCCCAACUCUCCAUUUUGUUUUUUAAAAUGUUCUGUAGUUUUGUACAAGAUGAGAUUUAGCUUUGGGUACUUACUGCUGAAGCUUUAAUGCUUUGUAAAUAAAAUUGGAUGUUUAUUAAA
This is a messenger RNA of Nannospalax galili (Upper Galilee mountains blind mole rat), 3745 nucleotides long. RefSeq names its product RB binding protein 5, histone lysine methyltransferase complex subunit (gene Rbbp5). Gene Ontology annotation, molecular function: protein binding. Gene Ontology annotation, cellular component: Set1C/COMPASS complex. The record is from RefSeq and is a predicted model, not a curated record. The coding region runs from base 257 to 1798 and encodes 513 amino acids. The transcript has 15 exons. NCBI's taxonomy places the organism in Eukaryota, Metazoa, Chordata, Mammalia, Rodentia, Spalacidae.